Neocloeon triangulifer is the source of this 1047-nucleotide messenger RNA. It is a transcript of the gene Pop4, whose product is annotated as ribonuclease P protein subunit p29. Gene Ontology annotation, cellular component: ribonuclease MRP complex; ribonuclease P complex. Gene Ontology annotation, molecular function: ribonuclease P RNA binding. Gene Ontology annotation, biological process: tRNA 5'-leader removal; rRNA processing. The record is from RefSeq and is a predicted model, not a curated record. The coding region runs from base 342 to 1004 and encodes 220 amino acids. The transcript is spliced from 5 exons. Lineage: Eukaryota; Metazoa; Arthropoda; Insecta; Ephemeroptera; Baetidae.
UUCGGCUUUUCCUGUGCUUUUUCGGCUCGAAAUCAGCCGAUUUUUAAUGUUUGAAAUACAAAUUGGUUUUUUUCAUUCAAAUAAAUCACCAAAGUUAUUAAAUAACGGUAUUUAUAUCAGAAUCUUUCACAAAGCCAUUUCGUUAUUCGGGGCGUGGAAAGUGCGGCAAAAUUUAAAAGUUCUAAACUCAGCUGGUGUUUGUAGAGGCAUGGCCGAUUUUUGUUGUUUUUACAAAUUAGAACAUUAAUUUAAAUAAAUAUUGCCCUGCAAAUCUGUUAUUUUUUUUUCAAAAUAACUUACUUAAAACGACGAUAUCAACGCAAAUUCAUAAACAUUGGAAAAUGGAGAGUGUGAAAGAUCUUUAUCUUACACUGGAUGGACAGCCGCUGGAAAAACAGAUUAAUAUUAAGCACAGUGAAACAAAACGAUUCAUCGAAAGUGUUCUCCCUUUUGGUGACAGAGGCGGUAUCGAUGAAGAAUUACGAAAGAGAUUUCCCCUGGAAAUGCACAAAAAGAAGAUCAAACAGGAUAAGACGCGUAUGAAAAAAGGAAAACUUUCUUACAAAGAGAUGAAAAGUUUAAACCUGAGAAAACUUCCGAAGACUGGCCUCAAGUAUAGCGAUUAUUUACCUCUAAAUAAAUUGUGGACUGAUUACAUCAAAAGCUAUGUAAACCUUGACGAAAUUCGGAAUGGAGGAGGUGUUUCGGAGCAAGGAACCUUAAUGCUACAGAAGGCAGAUUUUCAUGGUGCUGUAAUCAGGGUUGUGCGUUCUAAAUGUUCGUCACUGGUCGGCAGCCAAGGAAUCAUUCUGAUGGAUACAAAAAAUAUGUUCCAAAUUAUUUGCAAGAAUAAUAUGGUCAAAUCCAUUCCAAAACAGUCCUCCUUGUUUGAAAUUACUAUUCAAGAUUUGACGAUCUCGGUGUUCGGCAAGCACUUUAUUACCAAGCCAGCAGAACGGAGCACCAAAAAGGUAAAAGCAAGAAUGCUCAAAGACAUCGUGUGAAAAAAUAAAAUCAGGAUCCUUAUUAAAUUUUUGAGUUAUUUUA